Messenger RNA from Gymnodraco acuticeps, 1492 nucleotides. RefSeq lists its product as uncharacterized. The transcript has 2 exons. The coding region runs from base 191 to 1210 and encodes 339 amino acids. NCBI's taxonomy places the organism in Eukaryota, Metazoa, Chordata, Actinopteri, Perciformes, Bathydraconidae. The record is from RefSeq and is a predicted model, not a curated record.
AGAGGAAACUAGAUCAAAGGAAAUCAAGGAUCUGGAUCUGGAUAAAAGUACCCUACCUGUUGAAAGAGCUCUCGGAGUUCAGUGGUGCACGGAAACGGACUCAUUCCAUUUCAAAUUUACUCCUCAGGAUAAACCACUUACCAGGAGAGGUAUUCUGUCAGUAGUGAGCUCUAUAUUUGAUCCGCUGGGUAUGUUGUCCCCUGUGAUCCUCCCUGCAAAGCAAAUCUUGCAAACAUUAACAGGAAUAAGGCUAGGAUGGGACGAAAAUAUUCCUGAAGAAUGUAAGGAACAGUGGUUGAGCUGGCUACACCACUUGCAAUUACUGAGAGACUUCAAAGUCAAAAGAUGCAUCACACCACUCAACUUUGGAGAUCCAGUCUCAGCUCAGCUUCACCACUUUGGAGAUGCUAGUGAAAGUGGUUACGGAACAGUAUCUUACCUUCGCCUGAUGAACAAAGCAAACGCAGUUCAUUGUUCCUUUAUCAUGGGUAAGGCCAGAGUAGUUCCACUCAAACCUGUGACCAUCCCAAGAAUGGAGCUUACCGCUGCCACUGUAGCCGUCCGGAUGGACCGAAUGUUACAGGAAGAGUUGGAGCUUAAACUCCAGCCAUCCGUGUUUUGGACUGACAGCACGUCUGUGUUGAAGUACAUACAAAAUGAAACUACAAGAUUCCACACCUUCGUCGCCAACAGAGUCGCAGUCAUUCGAUCUGCUUCAGAGACUUCCCAAUGGAGGUAUGUUAAUGGUUGCCUGAAUCCAGCUGACUGUGUAUCAAGGGGAAUCUCUGUAAGUCGCUUUCUGAGAGAUGAAACCUGGUUAAGGGGACCAGAGUUCCUUAGUCUCCCUGAGCAUCAGUGGCCUAAAUCUCCAGAUUUGACUCUAACAGCCAGCGACCCUGAAGUCAAAGUUUUUGCCGUAAGUCUCAACCCCAUGGAAGAAAGCUCUAGUACAGUGAACAAGUUGCUCACUUACUAUUCCCACUGGCAUCGCCUGAAAAAAGCUGUGGCCUGGAUGCUACGCAUAAAAUCCGCUCUGAUGGCGAGUCCCAAAAUGAGCUCUAGCCCCCUUCCCCUCUUGCACCACACAAGCACAUUUACACACACGGACUCAUGUGUUAAUACACAUUCGCCCUACAAAGGGUCAGAAGCCCUGAACAAAUGUUUUGUAUUGGCUCUCCAUUUUAUGUUUAUUAGUAAUUGUCAUGUGUGAUUCCAUAACAAUUAGGGGCCGGAGUGUAGGAGCCAAAACGUUGAUUUAUUAUUUGUAUUAUUUAAUCAUUUAAUGUAUGUAAUGGAGUAUAAUUGAUUGGUGUCAAGUGAUCAUGAUCCGCAGCCACGGCUGGGCGGAGCGGCUGAUUGGUGCUGCGAUUGCCUCAGCUGGUUAAAAGAGUCCUGCUGAUGAUACUCUGUGUUCUAGUUUGGUUGUGAAGCCACACGGUUUUUUGAUCGCUGCAUUGCACUGCAGAGAAGGAUAACUUGGAAAUAAAUAUAC